Messenger RNA from Panicum hallii, 3183 nucleotides. RefSeq lists its product as uncharacterized. The record is from RefSeq and is a predicted model, not a curated record. Lineage: Eukaryota; Viridiplantae; Streptophyta; Magnoliopsida; Poales; Poaceae. The coding region runs from base 861 to 1442 and encodes 193 amino acids. The transcript has 2 exons.
ACUGGACGGCGACACCAGCCCAGGGUGGGUGACCUGGCCGCGUCAGGCCGCAGAAACGGCCGAAGCUGUCAGCCAGGCUCGCCACGCGCCGAUCCAUCCAUCAGGCGUCAGUGGCAGAGACAGCCGCGCGCCGCCCCGCACGUCCAGCUCGCGGGGCCGGCCGCCGGGAUCGCGCCGCGCCCUCGAACGGGACGCGAGCGGGAGACGCUCGCCGGGCUCGCCCACCCGCACCCGGGCCCCGCGCCGGCGUGGCUACCGGAAAACGAUCCCUCUCUGCGCGCCCGCCGGACCGUGACCGGAGCACCGGGCCAGCUGACGCCGCCGAAACCGAGCCGAUGGAGUCCCGCACCUGCGCGCGCGCGGGCGCUUUGGUCCCGGCCGGCCGAUCGCUGACGCCUGUUGCGAGCGGCGGACCCGGGCGACUAUGGGUGGACGCGCCCUCCUGUCGGCAGGCAGAUCGAUCCGCACGCCCAGACGGACACGAUGGCUGGAUCUAUUUCAUCUGAUCUGUUCUAUUCUAACCCGACGCACGCCGCUGCCGAGAUACGCAUCUCCACGUGUCAGGGACGCCGCCACACAGGCGCAGUGAUUCUUCUCGGUAGCCGACACAGCGGCAGAAUCACCGCGACGACAGGACGGCACGGCCCGGUCGAUCCGGGCUGCACAUACGGCGCCUCCGUACCGCCGGAGCGACCGAGGAAGCAGACUGCACGGGACCAGCCAGGGGUACAGCGCCACCUACUGGCUGGGGCUUCACCCAAGGGAGGAGCGCAUUGAUAUCCGGCAGCAGCGAGCGACCGACGUCGUCUCUAGCUGGCUGCUGGCCUGGCCGGCUACCGAUCGAUCGGCGAGCGUUAAGAAUGGACUUCGCCUUCCCCGCCACCACCACGGCAGCCGCGGCCACGACGACGGCGCCAGAGGAGAUCCCGUUCCCCCGCUUCGCGGCCGCGUUGCCUCCCCGGCUCCCUCCCUCUCCUCCCGCCGCUGCCGCCGACGCCAUGGCGGAAGAAGGGCCGCGGGCGCCGGAAAUGAAGGCGGGGGCGGGUGCGGGAGGUGACGACGCGGCGUCGGCUGCGGCGGCGGCGGAGGUGGAGGACAGGAUGGACCUGCUGUGGGAGGACUUCAACGAGGAGCUGGCGCUGGCGCGGCGCCGGGCGCGGGGGCGGGGCGGUUCCUGGCGGGAGCGCGGCGAGGGGCUGCUGGUGCUGGAGGCGGGCCCGUGGUCGGAGCCGUCGUCGCCGUCGGACGCGGGGUCGGAGCCCGCGGGCCGCGUCGGGUGCGCGCCCGUGCUGCGGCCCUCGUCCAGGGCCGCCGGCGGGGCGAGGCACUACCGCCGCCGCGCGGGGUCCUGGGUGCUGCUCAUGAGGAUCUUCCGGAGGCUCUUCGUCAUCGACAAGACCAUCUCCGUCGCCAGGCAGCGCUCGACCACCAGGGCGCGCUGACGCACGUGUUUCUUGCAGCGGAACCAUGCAUGCAUGGUUCUGAUGCAAGAACAGCCGCGCAUCCGUAAGUAAAUUAUACACCGCUCCAUCAGACAUAAAAGCAAUUAAUGAUCGAGAUUUGUUCUUGACUCUGUAAUUAGGGUUCAUCAGCAGAUACAGAGAAAUCAAAACCAGUCCAUGUCCAUAGCAAUGUCACUCCAUCUCAUUCUUCCACUGUCACUCCAUUUCUCCAUGGAUCAUCUAUCACUCUACCAAUUCAAUAGAAUAAAUGUUAAAAAAAUAGUAAAAAAGGCAAUGCCCGUGCAACUUGAAUCCUUCUCCAUCGCGCCCAUCAGUCACGAGACGAUGUCAUGCGACCCAUGAUAUCGUACCUUCGGAUCUGAAGAACGAAAGGUGCACGGCUUUACCAGGACAAAAUGUUUUGGUGUGGGUUCGUGGGGACGAAAGGUCCUCGUGCUGUUUUACUUGGGAGGAUGCGUGUGUUUGUUGGGGCGGCUCACAUAAGGACAAGGGGAUUAGCUCGUACUAAAGGCAUAAAGAGACCACGGACGGGGACAUCCAACCUCUGCCCUACUACCUCUCAGAACAGUAAAACCCUGCUGCUGUGCUCCCAUGGAAACCUCUUGACCGAAAAAGGGAGCAUACGGUUGUGUAAAGAGUGGGAGAAUAGCAUCUUUUAACAACUGUAUCGUCCCACUAGCAUAAACGUUGCCAUAAUCGUGUAUUUCCAAUCAAAUCCAAGGUCUCUAGAUAAUAUCGUAAUGAAGGUAAUAUGGUAAAUGAUAAGAUCUUAAGCAUAAAAUUGUAGAAAUGUAAUUCUAUUGGUUAAAUCGUCGAAUCAGCGCUCCUAAUCUAGAUUGUAAAGACUCAAAAUCAUACUAUAGAAUCGCGAUUUUGACAACCAUUAACGGCAGCUUCUGAUUUCUGCAAAGUACCCCUCCGUCCCAAAUUACAAUUUAUUUUAGUUUUUUUAGAUACAUAGCUUUUGCUACAUACGUAGAUAUAAUGCACAUCAAAAUGCAUUGCAAAUAUAUGUAUCUAGAAAAGAUAAAUAGAAAAGAUAAAACGAAUUGUAAUUUGGGAUGGAGAUAGUAGCGUACUAGCAUUGGGGUCAGGCAUUACAAACUUCAUCACAGCAAUGAAAUGGACAGUUUUGUCCCCACAAAUUAAAAAACUGCACGAGCAUAGGGAUGAAAGGGACAAUUUGCGAAUUAUGUUGGAAUCCUACCAUAACUCAAUAACAAAUUGGGGUCAACUAACAACAGAUCAGACAGCAGACAGCCCAUAAGGACCUAGGGUUUGUUGUACACUCAUAAACACAGCGUGAUGGCAGCUGGGCCUACUUUCACCAACUAUCUUAGGCCAAUGUAGUACACAACACCCACAUUAAAUAUCUUCACCUUUUAUGCCGAUAAAAGACUAAUGCGGCUCUGAUCCCAUUUUUUACAGAGAGAAUAUCCGAAGAUGAUGACAGACCACACCAAUGCAACAAGAGUUAAGGGGACCGUGGAGUUGAAUAUGAAUUGUGGAUGGUUUACUGUGUUUCCUGUGAAGUUACAGCCCACAAUCCUCGUCGAAAUAUAUAUUCUGAUCAUAGAUGACAGACCACCCUUGAUACACGAAUUUCUAAUAGAUACAGCAUUCUAUUUUUUUUCCCUAAAAGAAGAUAGACCACAAGCAUUGUAUGAUUGUUGACGAGUAAUAAUGGCACAGUAAUGGAGAUUGGAGAGUUUGGCCGCAA